Molecule: messenger RNA, 3089 nt
Organism: Gymnogyps californianus (California condor)
Lineage: Eukaryota; Metazoa; Chordata; Aves; Accipitriformes; Cathartidae
Product: centrosome-associated protein CEP250-like
Exons: 6
Coding region: 22-1980 (652 amino acids)
Source: RefSeq, a predicted model, not a curated record
AUCCAAACCGUCAAAGAGGAAAUGAAUAUCCUCCUUCAGCAGCGGGAUGCUCUACAAAACCAGGUGGAAGAGUUGACAUCUCAGCUAGCAGCCUCUGAAGAGCCUCUAAAGAAGGAGGCUGUGACUCUACAUCAAGAGGUGGCGUCUUUGGAAAGGAAACUGGAGAGCACUGAGAAGCAAAGAAAGGAUGUCAUGCAGGAACGGGACAGACUGCAAGCACUUAAAGAAGAACUGGUAUGGGAGAUAAAACUUCUUCAGGAGUCGGUCACAGCCUCUGAGACCCGAGCGACUACAGCAACAGAUAGGCAUCACUCCCUUGAACAAGAACUCCACACCACAGUGUCUCUCCUAAAAAUUAAAAAUGAGGAACUGGAAAUGCAGCGGGAGAAAAUCCAGGUGCUCCAGAAAGAGGCAGCACAGGGAAAAGCUUUGCAGGAGAAUCUCACUCAUGUGACUGCCAUCCUGUCAGAGAGGGAGGGAGAAAUGAAGGUGUACCAGGAACAGAUGAGACUGCUGGAAGAGCAGAAAGAAAUGCACAAAACUGCUCUGGAUCAGGUUAUUAAGGACGUAAGAGAGAAAAACCAGAAGAUUGAAUCCCAGCAAGAACAGAUACAGGAGCUGGAGAAGCAGCAAGAAGAACAAAGGAUUGCUGUCAGCAAAAUGAGCAAAGACCUGGAAGAGAGAGACCAGGAGAUCAGAUCCCUGAAGACCUUGCAGAAUCUCCAGCUCAGGCUAACCAAGAAGAAUGAAGAGGUUGGACAUCACAGAGAGCAAGAGAAGCUCCUAGAAGCAGCCUUGCACGAGAGGGAACAAGAGACCAAGGCUCAAGGUGAGCAAGAAGAGUUAGACGAGGAAAGAAGAGCUCUUCGGGAAGAUCUCCGGCACGUUCAGCAGACGCUGACAAAGAAGGAUGAAGAGAUCAAGUACCAGAGAGACAGAGUCGGGUAUUUAGAGAAGACUCUGGCAGGGAGAGAACAAGAGCUUAGGAGGCAGAGUGAACUCCUGAAACAAAUAACAUCGGCUUUGCGAUGGAAGGAUGGAGGGGAGACCCUACAGAAACAAAUCCAGAAACUCCGAAAAUGGGAGGAAGAGGAAGCAGAGAAGAGGAGAGUUCUCCAGGAGAGAGACCGUCUCUUGCAAAGGCAGAAGGAGCUAACCCAACAACUGGAAGAUGAGCGGAAGGCAAAGGGGGAAGAAUUGGAGCGUGCGAUUGCUAUUUUGAAGCAGACUGAAAGCGGGGAAAUGGAAUGGAAAGAGAAGGCACAAGCACUGACUCUCGCCCUUACCAAGAGUGAAAUGGCCAAUGGCACGUUGAGGGAAGAAGUAGCCGUCCUGCAGAGUAUGGUUUCAGAGAGGGACACGGACCGGUUUCAUCAUCAGCAGGCUACUGCAGAAGGGGAGCAGCUCUCGUGGCUCUCGGAGAAGAGACUCCUGUCGCAGCGGCUGGAACAUCUGCAGCGAGCAGUUGCAAGGCUGGAAGUUGAGAAGACUGAGCUGAAGCAACUCAAUGCUGAGCUCAGGAGGACUCUUGAGCAGGUGGAACGUGAACGGAGGAGACUGAAGAGAUACUGUAGUGGUCGGUCGCUGCCAGAUGCGUGCGGAUUUUCUCUCUCCGACCAGCACAAGGUGCCUGCUUCUCGACAGGAGGAGUCUCACACGCGCUGCAGUCGUCGAUUAGCUGAGUUGCAGAACCAGGUGAGGAGGAGGAAAGCUCUCAUCACAAGCUGCUGGGGCUGUACUCAUGGGCACAACUCUGCACGCUGCUACAGCCCGAGGCUUGUUUGGCUGUCAGGGAGCGAGUACACCAGGCGGUGGAAAUACCCAGUCAGACCCAUCUGUUGGCCGUGGCCAAACACCAUCAUUCACCUAGGUCUAGUCUCUGGCUUGCCUAAAGGUGGGAGAGGGAUUGGAGGAAAUGCAGAAAACUGGAACUCGCCGGAAAAGAGGGAGUAUUCUAAGGCUGUCAACUCACCUGGUUGACUCCUCCUGUUUUCCCUUGGCUCAAUUACCAGUGGAGCUUGCAUCAUAUCACUGCGCAUUCCCCUGCCGGGGCUGGCUGCCUGAGUUUCAACAUCUAGUCUGCUCUGGCAGAUCAGGGUCGCCCUUUUUAUCUGGUUUGGCUUUAUGUUGACAGACCUUGGUGGUGUAAUUCCAAGGCAGCAGGUUCCAUAAGCCAUAAACCUCCUUUAGGAACUGCUUCUGUUAUUUGAGUUCGCUUGCCAAGAAAGAGUAUUUUCAUGUUCCUAGCCUGAGGUUGGGGAUGGCAUUCCCGUGGGGAGCACAGCCCUCGGCGAAGCACACGUCACUUGGAAAAGAGAGGAAAACCUCUGACCUGAGCUGUGCUCCCCAAAACAGCAAAGCCCUGAGCGCUGCUCCCAGUGCUGGCAUCUCCUCCACCCCAAAGCAGGCAGAGGGCAACAUGCCAGAGCUGCUGUGGCCGCACUGCACUGCAAACCUGGGAGGAGGUGAGAGCAGCUGGGUCUCUGCCCCCAAAAAGCCCAGCAGGCACAACCCCGUGUUGCUAGGAAAGAAGAGAGUUGGAGGAGUUUCAAGGCCUCCGCAGUCCUUUAAGGCUCGUUUCCCCCCUGGGCUUGGUUCCUCCAAUUCUGCUCUGCUCAUUUGUGAAAUGCUCUGAAGGGAGGAAGAAGGGAGGAGAAAACCUCCCUUUUCGUGUGCUAGCUGUCAAGUUUUGCAACUAGAUCAUAACAGAACAGCUCUUCAGUACCUUGUGUAACCAGUGGUGCUCCUGCCGAGGACAAAGCGUGUGGAACCGAGGCGGCAGUAGCCCAGAUCUCUCCUUUGAAAAAAACGAGCUGGGUUACUAAAUCCUGUAGGAACCUCUGUCUUUCAUAUACGUGGAAUGUCUCGGUGGUGUACGUGUGAAUGGUAUGCCGGAAAGAGGCUUGAAUUGUUGAUAGUCUCAGGUCAGUUCAGGGUGACUCUGGGAACCUGUUAGUGCCCAUUCCCCAAGUGGGACAAAGCGUUUGUCAGGGCUGGAGUUAGAGGGUGCGUCUUCCCUGACAGCCGGAACCGUGGAGCUGCGGAUGGUCCUAACAGCGUGGGCUUGUCUGAGCUCGGCCUUUCGCCUC